CACAACAUACUCGGCUCGUUUUUGUUUGCAAGGCUUAUUCCGAUAUGUUAAAUUAUUAGUAGACUGUAGAGUCGUCAACUCACCUAAAGGCUAAAACCACAUGCUUAAUAACAAAUAAAUCUAUUUUAUAUGGGGGGAAUUCAAUUAUUUUCUUAAUUAUAUCCCAAAGACAUGAUUUAAGAAAUGUAUACUAUUUUAAAGACCCACACCAAAUACCGAGUUAACCCACUAUAAAACGCAAAGUUGUCUCUGUGAUCUCUCUGCUCAAUCAUUCACAUUUAAUAAAUAGUUUUCACUCCUCUCAACAGAGUUAUUCCUACUAGUAAAAGUUCUAGCUCAGAUCUAAUCUCAAUGGAAAAAUAUGAGCGACUAAGUGAAGAAGAAACUUAUUGGUGGAUGAUACCAUUUAAGUUCCUCGACCAAACCCUUAAAGCUAUCUUCAAGUGCCUUGGUCUUCUUCAUCAUGAAUCCCCAUCUACGAAAACGGAGUCGUCUCCGGUGACUUCAACCCAACCGUUACAGCAGGAAGAAGAAGAGGAGGAGGAAGAUGUUGUGAUGGAAGAAAACGUCAUUAUAACGAGUAGGGGGAGUAAAACCCUUGCGACGAGUAGAGGGGUGAAAGCAAAGACAAAGAAGAAGGAACAGAAAAGCUCGGGCCGGCCUGGCCAACAUCACAAAUACGAUCUUUAGCUCAUUUUAUUUGCAGUCUAAUGUGUUCUAUUUACAGUGCACUCACUGUUAUUUACGAAGUACUACGUAACAUCAUUGUUAGUUGUAUUUGUGUUUAAUGAUAUUAAGAACUUAUGCUAGUUCAUCAAUCUGAAAACAACAUAAAAAAACUUUUUGUAUUCCCAAAUAAUGUACAAGCUGAAAGAAAUCUCUUAAUACAUUUUUUGAAA
Brassica napus (rape) is the source of this 899-nucleotide messenger RNA. Its product is annotated as elicitor peptide 1-like. The coding region runs from base 352 to 690 and encodes 112 amino acids. Gene Ontology annotation, biological process: innate immune response. The transcript is spliced from 2 exons. The record is from RefSeq and is a predicted model, not a curated record. Lineage: Eukaryota; Viridiplantae; Streptophyta; Magnoliopsida; Brassicales; Brassicaceae.